ACUUCCGGUACGGAAAACUCGCUGCUGCCCCAACCUGGCUUGACAGGCUUGGUCUCUGCAAGUGGCUCUCAGCCCCUUCUUCUUUCCUGCCUCACCUUCCAAUUCGUUUGCCGCCGCCGUCCCGCAGCUGCUGUUUCCGGAGUUGCCCCUUCCCCAUGUUCCGGGGCAGGAGUCCGCAAAGCGAAGAUCCGCCCGCCGGUUCCUCAUCAUGUCCGAACUGACUAAAGAGCUGAUGGAGCUGGUGUGGGGCACCAAGAGCAGCCCCGGUCUCUCGGACACCAUUUUCUGCCGCUGGACGCAAGGGUUUGUGUUUAGUGAAUCAGAGGGAUCUGCAUUAGAACAGUUUGAAGGUGGCCCCUGUGCUGUUAUUGCACCUGUUCAGGCAUUUCUUUUGAAGAAGCUCCUGUUUUCUUCGGAGAAGUCUUCUUGGCGGGAUUGUUCAGAGGAAGAGCAGAAGGAACUCCUUUGUCAUACCUUGUGUGAUAUUUUAGAAAGUGCUUGUUGUGACCACUCUGGAUCAUACUGCUUGGUUUCAUGGUUAAGAGGAAAGACAACUGAGGAAACUGCUAGUAUUUCUGGGAGUCCUGCAGAGUCUAGUUGCCAAGUGGAACAUUCUUCUGCCUUGGCUGUCGAAGAGCUUGGCUUUGAGCGAUUUCAUGCAUUAAUUCAAAAAAGAUCGUUCAGAAGUUUACCAGAAUUAAAAGAUGCUGUCUUGGACCAGUAUUCAAUGUGGGGAAAUAAAUUUGGAGUAUUGCUUUUUCUGUAUUCUGUAUUACUGACAAAGGGCAUUGAAAACAUAAAAAACGAAAUUGAAGAUGCAAGUGAACCCUUGAUAGAUCCUGUAUAUGGACAUGGCAGCCAAAGUUUAAUUAAUCUCCUGCUGACGGGACAUGCUGUUUCUAAUGUAUGGGAUGGUGAUAGAGAGUGCUCAGGAAUGAAACUUCUUGGUAUACAUGAACAAGCAGCAGUAGGAUUUUUAACACUAAUGGAAGCUUUAAGAUACUGUAAGGUUGGUUCUUACUUGAAAUCUCCAAAAUUCCCUAUUUGGAUUGUUGGCAGUGAGACUCACCUCACCGUAUUUUUUGCCAAGGAUAUGGCUUUAGUUGCCCCUGAAGCUCCUUCAGAACAAGCCAGAAGAGUUUUUCAAACCUACGACCCAGAAGAUAAUGGAUUCAUACCCGAUUCACUUCUGGAAGAUGUGAUGAAAGCAUUGGACCUUGUUUCAGAUCCUGAAUAUAUAAAUCUCAUGAAGAAUAAAUUAGAUCCAGAAGGAUUAGGAAUCAUAUUAUUGGGCCCAUUUCUUCAAGAAUUUUUUCCUGAUCAGAUAUGAGACUGAGAAAACACCGUUACAUGGAAACCUUCCCAGACAGAGGGAAUGUGUGUUCGAAUACGGUAACGCAGUGCCUUGAUGGGGAGGGCAGCAGAAGAUGACGCAGACACCAGUCUAUACACAUAAUGAUACGGAGAGAACAGUUCGGAAGUUUGAGGAGUAAAAAGAGAAAGAUUCUCUUUCUCCACUCCCACCCCCACUUUUCUUCUCUCAGGAAGCUGUUAAAUACUGUGAGAAGAGGUCAAGGUGGCUGUGGGUAGUAGAAGCCCCUAGCUAGUGAAGCUAAGCUCCUGGAGAAUUAAAACCUAAGUGGGUCUGGGCCGUUUCCCAUUGGGACAUGUCUUCCACUGGGCUUUGAUAGGAGCUCAGUUACCUGGAAUAGCAGAGGCAUCUGGGCCAACCUGAAUGUUUUUGAGUUGUAUCUGCAUCAUUGGCAAGCCAGUUCUAUAUCCAAUACCCAUCUUUCUGUCUUUGUUCUCUAAGUGAAGCAUUUUACCACUAAAUCAAAUUACUUAACUAGAUAACAGAUAUCAUGGUCAUUUUAUCAGAUAUCAGUAUAGUUUGCACUGAAGUUCAUUGUUGCAAUAGACAUUCCAAUUUCUAUUUUACCGCUAUUAUUAGAGAGACAUAUUGACAAAUAGAAAAAAUUUAAAAGCAAGAGGGAAAAUUUCAAAAUAUAAUUACUAAAAUUCAGAAUGUAAUUGUUAAAAAAGAUUGUUAAACUCAAGAUAAAAUUGUUAAGAAAGAGGUAAGAUUCAAAAAGUAACUGAGGAUAUCACAAUGUAGACAAUGUAGACUACUGGACUUCUUAAAACUUUGGUCUUAAAGCCUUCAUGAAAAAUUAGAUUUUAUUGUCCGACAUUAGACCCUUCAGUGUGAUAUCCUCUUUGUUCACAUUCUGACUGGAUAUCUGGAUUAAUAAUACAUUAUACCAUCUUAAACUUUGAGACAGUAUUAAUUUUAAUUAUAUUUCAAGGCUGCUAUCGGAACUUUUGAUAGAAAUGUUGAUUCUUAGUUAUAAUAAAAAGAAUAUUCCUGUUUUUAAUUUAAUUUGGGGAAGAUUUUGAAAAGUGAGAAAUGUAAAGUGAGACAGUUACUUGUAGUAAUUUUUUAGGUAAAAAGAGGGUUCUAGUCCCUUCUCUUUCGCCUGUAACAGACAUUUCCAUUUGGUUGUACUGUUUGUUGCCUCUGUGUUCCUCUCUCACUGUUUACUUGUUGCCUGCUAUUCUGAAGACACUCUCCACCUGGGCCUGGUUUGUCUCAUUGUCUGUAUAGUUCAUGCUGUUUGCCUCCCACGAGCAUGUGAUCCUGCUCUUGGUUACCUUUAGAGCAGUGAGUUCUCAGUAUGAUCUCCAAGAGCUUGUUAGAAAUGCUAAUUCUCAGGUUUCUCCCUGAAGCAGAGACUUUAAGGGUGGGUGCAGCAAUGUGGUCUAACAAGCCCUGCAAGUGAUCUGGAGGCCCAAGUUAGAGAACAGCUGCUUUAGAGGAAGACCUGUCACAGUCCCACCUAUUCCCAUCUGUUCCCAUCCUAUAGCAGCUCAGACGCCCUCGGUGUCAUAGAUCUUUUCCGAUCAUGCCCUACAUACCACUGAUGUCCCCUUUCCCCUGUAGCCACAAAAUGCAUAGUGACUCAACACUCCUUUUGGCAAUUAGUCACAUACUGCCUUGUCCCUAACAGAUGAAUAUAGUGAUCAUUCCGUAAACUAUUUAUUUAUUUAAGAUGGAGUUUCGCUCCUUUACCCAGGCUGGAGUGCAGUGGCACGAUCUCAGCUCACUGUAACCUCCGCCUCCCUGGUCCAAGCAAUUCUCCUGCCUCAGCCUCCUGUGUAGCUGGGACUACAUAUGGUGGCCUGGCUAAUUUUUGUAUCCUUAGUAGAGAUGGGGUUUCACCUUGUUGGUCAGGCUGGUCUCAAACUCCUAACCUCAGGUGUUCCACCCGUCCUGGCCUUCCAAAGUGCUGGGAUUACAGGUAUGAGCCACCUCACGAGGCCCAGUAAACAUUUAUUUAAUCAGCCACAAAUAAAUGAAGUUGCAAAACUGGAGUGACAAGGACAGCCAGGAAAAUAUUUAACUUCGGUAAUCUUUACAAUGCUUCAAGUAGGUCCUGUGGAAGAACACUUAUUUGCUAUGAUGUAGAGGCUGAUGCAGGAAGAAAAAAGUGGUAAUAUUUAUAAGCUUUUCAAGACCAUUCGUUUAAAUAAGAAUAGCAGAAGCAGCUCCCCUUUCCCAAGCACAUACUCUCCAUCAGGCACUGUGUGCCUUCCAAACACCAUACUAUUAUCUUCCCCAUUUUGACAAUGAGGAAAUUGAGGAUUAGAGAACUUAAGACGAUUGUUGAAGGUCAUACACUAGGUAUCUUAGUAGCUGAUUCAGGAAUUUUUUGACAAUGAGGAAAUUGAAGAUUAGAGAACUUAAGACAAUUGUUUAAGGUCAUACACUAGGUAUUUUAGUAGCUGAUUCAGAAAUCCAAUAUAGUCUGUCUAACCACAGAGUCUAUGCACUUUACCAGUGGGCUACACUACUUUUUGUUGGUAUUUCUGUAUUUUAUGCCAGUUAAUUACUGGAAAUAGGGAAUAUAAAUUAUAUUCAGUUACAGGAAAAUGGUUAUUUAAGUUCAAAUAAUUUAACUCUGAUAGCCAAGAGUCAAAUUAUGUAACUAAUUGCAAUGACUCCUGUAAUUAAGGAAACGAUCAAAUUGAUUUUUCUAUUUUCUGUAAGGCAUUUUGAGUGGGAUACAAAACAAUUUUAGGCUUUAGUUGGGAAUGUAAGACAUGAAAAAUUAAACAGUCUUUCAAAAUAAUAGAAGAGAUGAUACAAAGUAGUACUAUAUGAUUCCUUCUCAAAUUAUUUAGACAAUUGUUAUGAUAAAGGUUAAGUUCCAGUGUAGUAAAAAACUAACUAGUGUGUCCAGGAAAAACUUUACAGAAAAAGUAAGAUUUAAACCAGGUCUGGAAAAAGGAAGGAGAGGAGGGCAUUUUAGAGAAGAGUAAAAAAAAAUCAUGAAUGUGCAAAAGGCCAACAAAAGAUCUUUUCAUGAUGAAAUGAGUCAUGCUUGUCCAAAACAGAAUUCAGAAAGGUGAGUAGUUGGAGAUAAGACUAAAAAGGUAGAUUAAGCCCUGUAUGAUUUUAAGACUCAUGAUUGCAGGUCACAGAACCUCAGCCUAAAUUGGCAUAAGUGAGGGGGAAAAUACAUGAAGGGGAAGGAGUAGCUCAGGUGAAUUGAAGAAGCAAGCACCGGGAAAGUGCUCCUGGAGUCCUUGAACAGCACUGGGAGGUCUCCACCUCCCAUCCCCUGUCUCUAAAGUGGCUACAUUCUCACAGCCUAUCUUUCUGUAGGAGCUGAAGCUCCAGUUGCCAGCAGCUGUCUUCCCUUAAUUCCAGUUGGAAAAAAUUCUAAGGAGGGCCAUGUGCCUGUUUGUAUCCAUCGGAUAUGGCCAGGAAGACAAGGGGGAUCUAUCCAGGCAGACUCAGCCAGGGGCCCUGAGGGAAAUCACUGGGAGCCAGGCCUGUAAUGGCCUUGAACGCCAGGUUAAGAGGGUUGAACGUGAUCUUUAGCUAAUUGAAAAGCAAGGUUAAGAUAGUGGGAAUAACAUGACCCAUUUUUCUACAAGCUUACUCUGUUAGUGAUAUAUAGGAUAUCCUUUCUUUAUUGAAUAUUACUGAAAUCGCCUUAAGCAUUAUAAGUAUGUUUUCAUUUCUCACAGUGCUCUUUUCACUAAUUAAUGGUUGACAAUAUUCAAAUAUUGGAUAUUUUUUGGAAAAGAAACCACUAAUUAAACAUCGUGGGCCAAAUUGGAAGUAUUGGUACAUACUGGAAGUGUAUUUAGUCUGAGUAAAAGUGAUGCUACUGCUUUUCUCAAUUCAUUGAGAGGAACAAAUUAUUUACAUAGAAAAGGAGAUAUACUUUAGCAAAUGUUUUAGAAGCUUGUCUUUUGAAAAAAGUUAUAGUGAUACAUGCACAUAAUUAAAAAAAAAAUAAGUUAGUUCUGAAGAGCUUAUAAUGGAAAUCAACCUUCCCUACUUUCCAGCAUCUUCUUCAGAGGCAACACUUUCAACUUCAGGGCUUUCUGGUAGUUACAACUCCAUAAACCUAAGUUCCUUCUUUUGUCAAAUGAGUCCCCAGUCAAAGGAUAAGGAUUUGAGAAACAUGCAUUUUACUUUCAGUUGAUUAGAAAUUGCCUGAUAUAAAUAUAAUUUAAAGUGUUAAUAGUCCUUUAUUU
Messenger RNA from Homo sapiens (human), 5550 nucleotides. RefSeq names its product MINDY lysine 48 deubiquitinase 3 (gene MINDY3). The coding region runs from base 209 to 1330 and encodes 373 amino acids. Gene Ontology annotation, biological process: protein K48-linked deubiquitination. Gene Ontology annotation, cellular component: nucleus. The record is from RefSeq and is a predicted model, not a curated record. The transcript is spliced from 14 exons. Gene Ontology annotation, molecular function: cysteine-type deubiquitinase activity; K48-linked deubiquitinase activity. NCBI's taxonomy places the organism in Eukaryota, Metazoa, Chordata, Mammalia, Primates, Hominidae.